CCAGGUGAGCAGCACGCACACUACUUCAUGGACCAGAAAACUGAAUAGGAAUAGAUUUAGAAGUGAAGAAAAAAGAAAGACAGCCUAAAGAGACAUCAUGAAGAUCUGUGUGUUCCGGCUACAAACUCAUCAGUGGUGCUUCCUAUUAUGUAACGUCAUCUUGUUUCAUGCGCUGCUGUUUGGCGGCGACAUAGUGGAAGAGUUUCUCUUGCAGUCGUCUCCCGCCGCCUACACCGACCGCUUCGUCCUGGAGGUCCGUGAGCGUGCGCGCAAACUGGACCUGACUGAGACCAGGCUCAACACUUCACAGCUCUACCCCAUUAACACCGAACCCUGCCUUCAUCAUCAGGACCUCCUCAUCCUCACUUUGGUCCUGAGUUCCCCCGGAAACUCGAGCCAGAGGGAGGCGGUGCGAAACUCCUGGGCCAAUCAGACGUCGGUGCAUCGUGUUGCCGUGCAAACUUUGUUUUUUCUCAGCUCCUCCCCUUUGGGGGCGGAGCUUGAGAUGGUGAGGGAGGAGUCGGUGCGUUACGGUGACAUCGUACAGUUCGAGGGAGGUGUUUCAAGAGGUGACUGGGAGAGAGGACACUGGGAGCAAGUUAAAAUGGCGCUUCGAUGGGUACUACUUUUUUGUACACAAGCUCGAUUUGUUGUGCUUUCUGAGGAUUCAGUGUAUUUAAACCUUCCUGCGCUUACUUCAUACUUGCUAGGACUGAGAACGCACCCUGAUGAUCUUUACUUAGGUAGGGUCAUCCAUCGAGCCGCACCUGAGCGGGACCCCGACAAACCACAUUACCUUCCCUAUCAAGUGUACCCUGAGAAAUACCUCCCAGAUUACUGCUCAGGCCCCGCCUUCCUUCUAUCUCAAGACGUUGUGAGAAAAGUUUACGUCGCCGCUGAGGAUGUAUCUUUGCCCCUCCCCUCCGACGUUCUGAUUGGCCUGUGUGCAAGACGGGCGGGUGUGGUGGCCACUCACAGCGCUCGGUUUUCUGGCGACCGACACAUUCGCUAUAAUCCCUGCUGCUACAACUUCCUAUUCAGCUCUGCCGGAAUGGGGGCGGGGAUGAUGGGCUUGGCCUGGAGGGAUUUAGGGGCGGGGACGGGGAGGAGCUGUGGCAUGCUGGAGACUUAUUACAGUUUGGUAGUGUGCAAAACAAUGACCUACCUGGAUAAGCUUUCUUUUCUGAAUAAUGAAAAAUCACAGGGGUAGAACGGAGGGGGACAGUUAUGUGUAUAAAUGACUGUAAAUAUUCAGUUUAUCAAAAAUGUGGCCCUGGACCACAAAACCAGUCAUAAGGGUACAUUUUUCGAAAUUGAGAUUUAUACGUCAUCUGAAAGCUAAAUAAAUAAGCUUUCCAUUGACGUAUGGUUUGUUUGUACAGGACAAUAUUUGGCCAAAAUGCAACUAUUUGAAAAUCUGGAAUCUGAGGGUGCAAAAAAAUCAAAAUAUUGAGAAAACUGUCUUCAAAUGAAGUUCCUAGCAAUGCAUAUUACUAAUUAAAAAUUAAGGUUUGAUAUACUUACAGUAGGAAAUUUACUAACUAUCUUCAUGGAACAUGAUCUUUACUUAAUAUCCUAAUGAUUUUUGGCAUAAAAGAAAAAGCUAUAAUUUUGACCCAUACAAUGUAUUUUUGGCUAGUGCUACUUAUGACUGGUUUUGUGGUCCAGGGUCACAAAUAUGCAAAGUAUUCAACUUUAUAUUUAGUGCAUUAAAUGUUUCUGUUACUCUAAAAGGCCUUAAAGUCAACAAAUCAAAUUUAAGGGGUAAGAAAUAAUAUGUUUAUUUAAUAAGGAUGCAUUAAAUUGAUCAAAAGUGACCGUAAAGACAAAAGUUAAAAAUGAAUUCUGUUUCAAUUAUUACUGUUCUUUUGAACUUUCUAGAGCAGCAAAUCAGCAUAUCAGAAUGAUUUCUGAAGGAUCAUGUGACACUGAAGACUGGAGUAAUGAUGCUGUAAAUUCAGCUUUGCAUCACAGAAAUAAAUUCAAUUUGUGCAUAUAUUCAAAUAGAAACCAUUUAUUUUGAAUUGUAAUAUUAUCCCAUAAUUUAACAGUUUUUACUGUAUUUUUAAACAAAUAAAUGCAGCAUUGGUGAGCGUAAAGGAUGUUUUUUAAAAACAUAAAAAAAUCGUACUGUCUCAAACUUUUGAACAGUAGUGUGCAUCACAUUAUAGAAGUAAAUUGUGUUGCAAACUUCAUCUUAACUCUAAUGAUGAUUCAUCUGUGUCAUAUGUACAACAGUGUUAAAACAUAAAAAGUGAGAGUGAAUUAUUUAUCGCUUUGUUAACAGAAUGUAACGUUUCAUAAAUCAUUAAAAAUAAAUGAUAUUCAUAUUACAGGUGACAGAUACAUUCUCGUCUCUCUUACUGAAUAUAUUCACAAAUAAUAAUAAUAACAAUAAUAACAAUACCACAGAUGAUAAUAUAAGUCAGUAUACAUUAAAAUGUUGUUGGCAUUU
Molecule: messenger RNA, 2455 nt
Organism: Labeo rohita (rohu)
Lineage: Eukaryota; Metazoa; Chordata; Actinopteri; Cypriniformes; Cyprinidae
Product: beta-1,3-galactosyltransferase 9
Exons: 2
Coding region: 98-1210 (370 amino acids)
Cellular component (GO): membrane
Molecular function (GO): hexosyltransferase activity
Source: RefSeq, a predicted model, not a curated record